GCUGCUCUAGCAGUGAGUCAGUAUGAUGGAGUCCGGCGUGGGCGCUGCGACGGGGAGCCCAGGACUGCCUGGAUCCACAGCAGCCACCAGCCAUGACGCCUCCUUCUCCACCAAGGACGACAGGUGUGUGAGUGUCUGUCCCUCCCUGCUGUGCAGCGGUCUGAGAGAUGCUCACCCCGAGACAGAGGAUGUUGUUCCUGAGCUGCCACGCAGCGUGCACCCCCGAGAGAGACCUGACUGGGAGGAGACCAUCAGCGCCAUGGCACGCAGUGCGGAGGUCCCAGAGUUGAGGACUGAGCAUGCUCUGUGCUCCUUCAGCAGCACGGCCAGCAUGAAGGUCAAGAACAUCAAGAAGCUGUCCUUCACUAAGGGCCACUUCCCCCAGCUGGCUGAGUGUGCUCACUUCCACUAUGAGAAUGUGGACUUUGGCUCCAUCCAGCUGUCUCUUGCGGACGAACAAAGUGAAGCAACGAGGAAUGGCUAUGAGUGGCAGGAACUGGUGUACCUGGUCCAGAUCUGCUGCCAGGGCCGCAGCUGGAUGGUGAAGCGCAGCUAUGAGGAUUUCCGCGUCCUGGACAAGCACCUGCACCUCUGCAUCUACGACCGGCGCUUCUCUCUGCUGCCUGAGCUGCCCCGAGGAGACGGCCUGCGAGACCGCACUGAGGCCGUGUGCCAGAUGCUGAUGGCCUACCUGUCCCGCCUGUCAGCCAUCGCCGACAACAAGAUCAACUGUGGGCCCGUCCUCACCUGGAUGGAGGUGGAAAACAAGGGGAACCACCUACUGGUCCAUGAGGAGUCGUCCAUCAACGUCCCCGCCAUCGCUGCAGCCCACGUCAUCAAACGCUACAACGCCCAGGCAGCCGACGAGCUCUCCUUUGAGGUUGGGGACAUUGUGUCUGUGAUAGACAUGCCCCCCAAGGAGGACACCACCUGGUGGAGAGGCAAGCACGGCUUCCAGGUUGGUUUCUUCCCCAGUGAGUGUGUUGAGCUGAUAAACGACAAGGUGCCGCAGUCCGUCACCAACUCUGUGCCAAAGCCAGUCUCCCCCUGCUCCAGCCUGAGACCCACUUCCUGGAGUCUGUUUCCACCCUAUCUGGAGAUGGAGAAUGUAAAGCAGGACAGUUUGUGGGUUGACCCGGUGACCCCCUGCGGGCUGAACUCAGUGUCUAAGAAACACGGGAAGCUGAUCACGUUCCUGCGCAGCUUCAUGAAGUCCCGGCCGUCCAAGCAGAAGCUGAAGCAGCGUGGCAUCCUGAGGGAGAGGGUGUUUGGCUGUGACCUGGGAGAACACCUUCUCAACUCAGCCCAUGAUGUCCCUCAGGUGCUCAGGAGCUGCACAGAGUUCAUCCAGAAGCACGGCGUAGUGGACGGGAUCUACCGCCUGUCUGGGAUCGCUUCCAACAUCCAGAAACUACGGCAUGAGUUUGACUCAGAGCAGAUCCCUGACCUGACCAAAGAUGUGUACCUGCAGGACAUCCACUGUGUUGGCUCGCUGUGCAAGCUGUACUUCAGAGAGCUGCCCAACCCCCUGCUUACAUACCAGCUCUACGAGAAGUUCUCGGAGGCUGUGUCAGCAGCCACAGAUGACGAACGACUCAUCAAAAUCCAUGAUGUCAUCCAGCAGCUGCCUCCGCCGCAUUACAGGACGCUGGAGUUCCUCAUGAGGCACCUGUCCCACCUUGCAACCUUCAGCUACAUCACCAACAUGCACAGCAAGAACCUAGCCAUCGUCUGGGCUCCUAACCUGCUGAGGUCCAAACAGAUUGAGUCUGCCUGCUUCAGUGGGACGGCUGCUUUCAUGGAGGUCAGGAUCCAGUCUGUGGUGGUGGAGUUCAUCCUCAACCAUGUGGAUGUGCUGUUCAGCCCCAAACUCAGCUCUCUCAUACGAGAGGGUGCAGGCCACAACUCGUUGUCCCGUCCCAAGUCCCUCCUGGUGUCGUCCCCCUCCACUAAGCUGCUGACCCUGGAGGAAGCACAGGCACGGACCCAGGCACAGAUCAACUCCCCUGUCACGGCCGACAGCAAGUACAUCGAAGUGGGGGAGGGCCCUGCCGCACUGCAGGGCAGAUUCCACACCGUCAUCCAGUUCCCUAGCGAAAGGAAGCGGCCCUCCAGCAGGAAGUCUCCUGUGAGCAGCUGGCGAUCGUUCUUCACACUGGGCAAGGCUUCCUCCAUGUCCAAACGCAAGCUGCAGCGCAACCCCAGCGUGCCAACGGAGCUGAAGGCCAUGGCUCUAACAGGUGGCAGAGCAGACUCAGGGACACUCCGCUCAGCUAAGAGUGAGGAGUCUCUCACUUCUCUACACAACGUGGAAGGCGAGUCGAGGAUGUACCGUCCUCGGCGCCCUCGCUCCAGCAGUGAUGCCCUCUCAGCCUCCUUCAACGGCGAUCUCCUGGACAGCCGGCAUCACUGCAACUCGUACGACAACCUGACCCCCGGGGAGAGUGAUGGAGACGACGGGCCCAUGCGGGUCCCAGUGCUCAUCUCCCCCCCGCGCUCCGCAGGCGACGACGUUGACCUCAGCCCCCCCGAUAUUGGCAUGGCCUCGCUGGACUUUGACCCCAUGUCCUUCCAGUGCAGCCUGGCCUCCCCCUCCCUCCCCCUGGCCCCCUCCCUCCCCCUGGCCCCCUCCCUCCCCCUGGCCUCCCCCAGGGCCCUGUCUGGGGAGGGGGCCGGUCUGACAAGUGGCAGCAGCCACAACACAGAGCGGCUCUCUCCAACCCUCUUCAGCAAGUUCACCAACCCCUUCCCAGCCCUGAGCUCAGGCUCUGGAGAUAAGCCUUGCAGCAGCAAGCUGAGCAGCUCGUAUUCCUACUCAGAGAAACCCGUCCAGGCCGUCUCCCCCAUUAAGAGUGGACAGUCUGCCAGCUCUCCUCUGAGCGCUCCAGAGCUGUUUAGCGUGGAAUGUUCCGGUCAGUGUGCUCCGGGCGCCGGUCUCCCCCUGCCUUCCCCCCCCGGACCCAGGGACUCUCCCAGCAUGGAGUGUCUGUUCCUGAGGCCAGAAGAGCCCUCUCUGAGCCAAGCCUUCCAGAUGGAGCUGGACUGGAAGCUGAGAGCCAUGGAUGGCCCAGACAGGCAGGGCGUCCUGGCGGACGAGGGGGACAAAUCAGCUGCUGUCCCCUCGGAGCAUCUAGGAUCCACAGCUGUCCACGGCCCCGCCCCCAGAUCACCCCUCCUCCCUGCCCCUCCCACUACCCAGAGCUCUGUCUGCAGGCUGGUCCAGGAGGCCUCUGCUCUGGUUCCCAGGACCCGGGAGCCCCCAGAAGGGCCCCCCCUCCCCCCGCCGGCCCCAGAGUCCGAGGGCUGUCCAUCUGGCUCACACCCCCACACCCCUCUCAUUGAGGAAACGCAAUCCAGAGUUGCUCUGCCCCCCACCUCCUCCGCCCCCUCCUCUCCCCAUCUCGCCCCCCCUGCUGGCAUGCAGGAGCCCCUUGGGGGGGCCAGGACCCCCUCCACCCCACCCGGACCCAGCCAGGGCAUGGACGUUCCUCCUGGUGUGACUCCCCCUCCCCAGAAGACCCCCGCCAGCCCCCCCGCCCAGAGGACCCCCGCCAGCCCCCCCGCCCAGAGGACCCCCGCCCAGAGGGAGCCAGCGGCUCUGUGUCCUGCUCCUCCUCCUGGCUCCGGUCCUGCUCCUCCUCCUGGCUCCGCCCCAGGGAGCCCUCCUGCUGUGCUGCCCCAGUCUCCCACUCAGGUCCCUGAUGAGGCGGAGCUGCCUAGACCCCGCGAGCCUCUACAGCCUCAGCCUCCAACAGAGGUUCUGCUGGCCAUACAGCAUCAGGUGCAUACACAGCCUCAGCCUUAUCCCCAGCCUCACAAACAGCCUUAUCCCCAGCCUCAGCCUACCACCAGAGGGGCCUCUGCCCCCUCCGUAGACGAGCCUGUGGUGAAAAAGCCUUGGGACACCAUCAGACCAGUCCAGCCUGAGGCCCGGCCCCCGCUCGGCCCCCCUCCUGCCCCCCCUGUUCGCUCCAUCGAGAGCAGACUGGCCACUGCAGCUCUUAGCCAGACGGAGGCCAGCCACGCUGCUAACUUCCCCAGCCUGCCGGUGGAGGCCCCUGGCCCCGCAGCCCACCAGCACCCUCGCAAGCCUGCCUCCCUCCAGGCCGCCUACCUGUACCACCACAGCCAGGGUGAUGCCCUGCCUUCUGCCAGCGAGGCCUUCUUCCAGCAGCGGGGGCUGGUGGCCCAGCCCUCCUCGGUAUACCACCACAGGCCCGACACUGGCCCUCCUCGCCUCUCCUACGCAUCUAAGACUGAGCCUCAGAUACCUUACAGCGCCCGCGACGUCCACUACAGCACCCUGGGCCCCCGCCGCCACCCCCAGGCUGCCAGGGGCCCCCCCAGGAGGGAGUACGCCUCUCCGGGGCCGGGGCACCGCGGCCAGGCCUGCUGCCCUGCGGACGGGGCCCACGUGUACCCUAGCCUCCGCCGAGUGCACUCGCUGCAUGCACCCCCCAGCCUGCUUCCCCUCCCCCCUCAGAGGAGCCACGCCCCCCUGGACGAGGAGCUGCUGUUCUACCGGCGCCCCGUCUACAGCUGCCCCGCCUUCCAGCCUCCGCAGGCAGACUACCACGUCACCCAGCUGCAGCCCUACUUUGAGAACGGCCGGGUCCAGUACCGCUACAGCCCCUACUCUGGCCCCAGCCCUCUGGACGCACCCUUUUACGACAUGGACCCCUAUGGCACGGUCCGCCUGCGACACACACACUCCUUUGGCGGCAGGGACGGCCCCGGCCGGGUGGGCAGCAAGGCCGGGGGGUACCACUUCCUGUCCCGCCACGCCCCGCCCCCGGGCCAAGAGCACGGCUUUGUGAGCAGGGACAUGCCCCCCGGGCGGGGCUCCAAGGUGUACGUCUCCUGGGACCCUGAGGAGCGGGAGCAGCUUGGCAGGCUCUCGCUGCACAGGGACAGCCGUCCUCGGCAGAGGGUGAAGGCUCCGGUCAUGUCCCAGUACGACAACGUGGGCCUGUUCCUGCCCUCCGAUGUGUCUGGCUACGACUCACUGCACCUACGCAGUAAAUCUGACCCCGGCGAUGGCAUGCUGUUGGCUGCCGAGGGCGGUGAGGGCCGGCGCCCCCCCAGACAGCUGCCCCCAGACCCAGCGGUGCUCCUGUACCUGGAGACGGAGAAACUCUGCCAGGGUAACCAGGGCAACGGGACGGCCAAGCACAGCAGCUCCAGGACCUGCCGAGCCUCACACCAAGCCCCACCCCCGGCCCACAGCAUGGCCAAUCAGCAGGAGUCUAGCCGGCGUGAGGUGGAGGACAGUAGAGCUGGAGGCAGCAGGUGGCUGGAGCCCUCAGAGGCCAGGAGCCUCCAGCCUCGAUAUGAGACUGAGCUGGACGGCCUCCCCAGCAGGGUGAAAACCUUGAGUGGCCAUCCCACUUCUGCCCCGCCCCCCGCCCCACCCCCGAGGCCAGACAGGUCCCUCAGCGGUACUCGGGAGCCACAGCACUACAGCCAAAUCCCUCCUGAUGCAGACCGGGACUACUCCUACCAGAGACUCAGCACCAUGACCGUCCAGUCCCACUACGACAACAUAGAUGACUUCUCCCCUGGCCUCCAGCCCCCCUCCGGCCAGCCCAGCUUCCCCUCUGGACCCCAGCCCCCCUCCGGCCAGCCCCCCCAGCCCAGCUUCACGGCCCCCAGCAGGGCUUACUCUACGGCCCUGGGCCAGGGGGCCUUCCUCCCGGAGCAGAGGCUGCAGAGGCCAGAUACACAAAUACACGCUGAAUGACUCACUUCUGCUACCUGAAGGAAAGUAGUUGGACCUGAAGCCCAGCAGUCUCUGCAGGACAGCUGGUCUGACCAGGGGUUUCAUGAAUUCAGUCAAGUCAAAUUCUAAAACACUUUUUACAAAUGGUACCAAAUUUACCAUAAUUCCUUUACUAAUUGCCAUUCUGAAAUGACUUUGCCAAUCAUAUGAAGCUCUUUGAUAUUAAAGACAAAAGGUCCAUCACACCUGAAUUACACAAAUACAAUACAUGUAUUCAACAAGCUACUGGUAAAAAUUAUUUUCUUCCACACCAGAAAAUGAUUUGGCGUCUGUGCGUAUGAAUUAUUAUGGGGAAGUUUUGCAUUUUAGAAAUGCAUGUCCACUGGUCUGUGAAAGAGCAGGUCUGUGAUCCAAUGUGUACUUUUUGGAUGUUGGAGGAUGGAAAUCUGCAAAUCUUUGUAGCCCUAUGUUGCUAUGGACAUGCAUUGGCAAUACUACAUGAAUUCACAUCUGAAUUGGGUUCAGAAUAACAUGAAAUCUGCAAUAGGGUCCUUUCAACUGGUACAGGAGCAUUUUAAUGUAUUUGUUCUGCGACUGUGCCAUUCCUAGUUUUGAUGUAUUUUGCUAUGAAAAUAUGAAUUAAACUCAAAUGGAAUGUUUUGG
Hypomesus transpacificus is the source of this 6382-nucleotide messenger RNA. RefSeq names its product Rho GTPase activating protein 32b (gene arhgap32b). Lineage: Eukaryota; Metazoa; Chordata; Actinopteri; Osmeriformes; Osmeridae. Gene Ontology annotation, biological process: small GTPase-mediated signal transduction. Bases 23 to 5740 code for a protein of 1905 amino acids. The record is from RefSeq and is a predicted model, not a curated record. The transcript has 24 exons. Gene Ontology annotation, molecular function: phosphatidylinositol binding; protein binding; GTPase activator activity. Gene Ontology annotation, cellular component: cell cortex; nucleoplasm; Golgi apparatus.